UCGCUUUUCGAACGAAGGAAGACUUUACAGGUUAUGAGUUACGUUGUUUUGGUUUGCAACGAAAUUUCCACGUUUGUUUUUAUAUUUUGUAGCGUUCAGCCAAAUAUUAACGGGGAAAAUGCCCGAAACUGCGGCCAAAGAGCCCUCUGCUGCAAAGGCACCGAUGGUCUACAUUUGCGGAGAAUGUCACAGUGAGAACGAGAUUAGGCCUAGAGACCCAAUUCGUUGCAGAGAAUGCGGAUACCGUAUAAUGUAUAAAAAACGGACCAAACGAUUGGUGGUAUUCGACGCUAGAUAAGGAAAGCACCGCAGAAGCUUUAUUUCUAUAGCCUAGUAUAGUAUUUUAAUUAAGACAGUUAUUAACUGAAGUGCCUGAAGAA
This is a messenger RNA of Dendroctonus ponderosae (mountain pine beetle), 380 nucleotides long. It is a transcript of the gene Rpb12, whose product is annotated as DNA-directed RNA polymerases I, II, and III subunit RPABC4. NCBI's taxonomy places the organism in Eukaryota, Metazoa, Arthropoda, Insecta, Coleoptera, Curculionidae. The record is from RefSeq and is a predicted model, not a curated record. Gene Ontology annotation, cellular component: RNA polymerase III complex; RNA polymerase I complex; RNA polymerase II, core complex. The coding region runs from base 119 to 298 and encodes 59 amino acids. The transcript is spliced from 3 exons. Gene Ontology annotation, biological process: DNA-templated transcription. Gene Ontology annotation, molecular function: zinc ion binding; DNA binding; DNA-directed RNA polymerase activity.